Molecule: messenger RNA, 2694 nt
Organism: Pneumocystis murina B123
Lineage: Eukaryota; Fungi; Ascomycota; Pneumocystomycetes; Pneumocystales; Pneumocystaceae
Exons: 9
Coding region: 928-2553 (541 amino acids)
Biological process (GO): mitotic spindle organization; regulation of cytokinesis; protein phosphorylation
Cellular component (GO): chromosome passenger complex; spindle pole centrosome; spindle microtubule
Molecular function (GO): protein kinase activity; ATP binding
Source: RefSeq, a predicted model, not a curated record
UUGCCUCGAAUAAAAGCAUCUCCAUAUUCGUUUUUUAGUACGCCUUUAACAUAUUCUCUACAUUCUUCAAGUGCAACAUUCAUACAUCCAUCAAGACAAGAUAGAAUACCUAAAACAAGAAAAAAAAUCAAUAAAGUCAAAACAUUAAGAGUAGAAAACCUAUAAAAAGUAAAAAAAAAUAAAGAAAAAAAUCAUAUAAACCUCGAUAAUCAAUGCCAGAGCUAAGACGGACGAGAACAAAGUGGCCAAUGAUCUUUUGAAGAAAGGCAGAAGGAGCAUCAGUAGCUGAAUCCAUUAAUUUUUUCUCGAAAAAGAUAUCUCGGCUGAAAAACAAGAAAACAUAAGAAAAAUAUAGAGAAAAAAAAGAAAUAGUUUACAAGUAUUAAAUAUCCUUAAGGAACUAUACACAAAUAUAUUCAAGAAUAAUAUAAAUAAAAAAUAAGAAAAAGAAGAAUUUAUUAAUAAAAUUAUAAAUAACUCUAUAUUUUAGAAAAGAAGAAAAAAGAUAGAGGAAAGAUAUAAAAAACUGGCAAAUUUGAAUAGAUCGGAAAUUUAGUAUAAAAAGUCCAAAAUAGAAAUAUAUAUAUUUAAAAGAAUAAGAGAUAUUUUUAUAUGGUUUAUGGAUUGUGGAACAACCUUAAUUAAAUCAGAACGGAAUUUCCAAGCUCAUCUUGCACAAUCAUAUCAUGAUUUAAUUACUUCAUUAAGAGCGCCAGUUCCUGAACAAAUAGGUCAUUAUCGAAUUGGCGAGAUGAUUGGUAAAGGAGGGUAUUCAAAGGUUUAUAAAGGAAUACAUUUGUUAACAGGAUCGGAGGGAAGUUUAUAAAUAUUUAAAAACAUAACUUGAAAGUUAUAUAGAUUGUUUUAAAAUGUUCGCCAAAAUCACAAGCAAUUAAUUUAUCUCGAGAAAUAUACCAUCAUAGUCAAAUGGAUCAUCCACAUAUUAUUAGGCUUUAUGAAGUACUUUAUACUGAAGAACAUGUUUGGUUGGUUCAAGAAUAUUGUUCAGGAGGGGAAUUAUAUGAUUAUCUUGUGAAACAUACAAAAUUGCCGGAAUAUGAAACAAAAACAUUAUUUUCGCAGAUAUCCAGCGCAGUUGCCUACAUUCAUUUGCAUGGAUCAGUUCACCGAGAUAUUAAAUUGGAAAAUAUUUUUCUUACAGCAUCUGGUAGUGCUAAAGUAGGGGAUCUAGGUUUUGUUCGUGAACAAGUUACAAAUAAACUAUUACAAACAUGGAGCGGAACAUUAGCAUAUUCAGCACCAGAAAUUGUUAAUGAAUCAAUAAACACAGAAGAAAAAAUUGAUGUAUGGUCUUUAGGUGUUCUUUUGUAUGCACUAUUAUGUGGAGAGUUGCCAUUUGAUGAUGAUGAUGAGGGUAUAUUGCGAUCAAAAAUUCUUAAUGACCAUCCGAAAUGGAAAAAUGAUUUGUCUUCAGAAGCUCUUGAAUUAUUGCAAUUAAUGUUGGCUAAAAAUUAUAAAAACCGACCAACUAUGAUAGACGUUUUAAAACAUCCAUUUCUAGAACCCGUAGGAAAAGAAUAUCUUAAAUAUUUAAAAGUACAAAAUUUACAACAUUUUUCAACCAAUUUAGAACAAGAUAUUUUAUUUAAUAUGAAUAUGAUUGGUAUUAAUGUCGAUAUGCUUAAAAGAAGUGUAAUUGAAAACAAAUGUGAUGCAUUAAGAGCUUUAUGGUUAUUAAUUAAAGAAAAAGCAGAGAAAUCAGCGGGAAGCUCUAUAAACAAGAAAAGCUCAAAAAAACAAAAAAAAGAUAAAUUUUUUUGGCUAAAUAUACUUUCACAAGAUAUGAUUAAAAAAAAAUCAUUUAAAAAAUUAUUUAACUUAAAAGAUAUGUUCAUUUAUUCAAAAUUUAGUUCAUAUUUUUAUCCCAAGUCUACUCAAAAUAUUAUAGAAAAUGAUUGCAGAGGAAUCUCAAAAAAGUCACAUAAACACAAAGACAAUAUAGGAUUAAGGGUAUCUAUAUUAAUUAUUUUCAAAAAAUGGCUGAUAUCAUUAUUAAAAUACAAAAAUUCGAAAAAUGAAGAAAAUUUAGAUACUGGAAUAUCGUUGAAUAUGCAAAAACACACUUGUAAAAAUGGAAAUACUUUAAAAAAACCUAGAUCUUAUAUUUUACAUGAAGUUGAUGAAGCAAAUACAAAUUUAAUACAAAAACCAUCUAUAUUAUCACUUUCAUUAUGCAUCUCUAAUCGCUCAAAAGGAUCGGAGGCCUUAAAAAAUGAAAAUAAUUCAUAUAUAUCUAAUUCUAAAAAAAAGAUGCCAUUAAAAGGUCUAUUUAAGCAUUUAGACUGCAAUACAGAUAAAUACAUUUAUCCAUAUGAAAAUAGCAUUUCUAAUCCAUUUAAUGAAAGAAUAAUACACUCGGAUCCCUCAUUUUUAUCUUCAUAUAAAAAACUAACAGCUAUAAAAGAGCAAUGUAAUAAUUAUAAUGAAUCUGAUACCAAAUUGGGAAAUACAAAGAGAUUAAAAAAGAAUGAAAAAGCAGAAUCAAGAUUCCUUCAAAAGAUUGUAGAAGAGGAUGAAACUUUAGAUAAAUAAAAUUUUAAUUAUUUUUUAUUUCGGGAUUUUACAUAUAAAAUCAUGAAACACAAUUCAUUAAAGACAGCUACAGAAAAAAACUUAAAAAUACAUUAAUUUAUUUCGGAUUCAUUUCACAAUUUUGUUUAAUCUUUAAAUUUU